GCUGACAUCAGCACCUGAUUUGGGGACAGAAUCCUGACCACGUCUGCCUCCACUCUUCUCCAGGGAGGCACGACUUCUCCCCUGGCGUCGGAAGGGGUGUGGAGUAGUUUGCGGAGGGCAGAGGGAUCUGUGAGUGAGAAGAGCCACAGAAGUCAGGACACGGACCAGCUGCUAUGGCUUUUGAAUUGGUGACGAGUUUGCGGGAGGAGGUGACCUGCCCCAUCUGCCUGGACCUCCUGACAGAACCCCUGAGCCUGGACUGUGGCCACAGCUUCUGCCAGGCCUGCAUCACCGCAAAGACCAAGGAGUCCAUGAAAAGCCAUGGAGGGGAGAGCAGUUGCCCCGUGUGCCGAAUCAGUUACUGCUCUGGGGAGCUGCGGCCUAACUGGCACGUGGCCAACAUAGUGGAGCGGCUCAGAGAGGUCAAGGUGAGCCCCGAAGAGGGGCAAAAGAUAAACCUCUGUGAGCGCCAUGAAGAGAAACUCUUGCUCUUCUGUAAGAGGGAUGGGAAGGUCAUUUGCUGGCUUUGCGAGCAGUCCCAGGAGCACCGCGGUCACCACACGGUCCUCGUGGAGGAGGUUGCCCGUGAGUUCCAGGAGAAGCUCCAGGCAGCUCUGUGGAAGCUGAAGGAAGACCAGCAGGAAGCUAGGAUGUUGGAAGCUGUUAUCGGAGAAAAGAGAACUUACUGGAAGAAACAAUUGCAAACUGAGAGACAAAGUAUCCAGGCACAGUUUAAAAAACUGAAGGACAUCCUGGAGUGUGAGGAGCUGAGGGAGCUGCAGAAUUUGGAAAGCGAGGAGAAGGCUGUUCUUGGUAGCCUGGCUGCCGCCGAGGAUGAACUGACCCAGCAGAGCCAGCUGGUGAUGGGCCUCAUCUCAGAUCUGGAACGUCGGCUGCAGGGGUCAACAAUGGACAUGCUGCAGGAUGUGAAUCACCUUGUGGAAAGGAGUGAGGCCUUGAGUCUGAAAAAACCGAAAACUUUUCUCAAGGAACAAAGGAACGUGUCUUCCCGAGGUCCUGAUCUGAAAAAGAUAAUGCAAGCAUUUGAAAAAGCUCAUGUGAUUUCAUACUGACCCCCGGAUACAACAUAUUUUGGCAGUUCUACAGAAUGAAGACAAGUGAGAUAUGUAUGCUGUUGGAAGUCAAAUAAUGCAAGUAACAGCGAUUAUGGGGUUCUAGGCUCCCUGGUUAUCAGAUCGGGGAAACAUCACUGGGAGUUUGAUCUUGGGGGUAUAUGAUGGAACAUGCCCAGAAUCCAAUAUGAAAUUUCAUGUUAGACAUACUUAAAACUAUCAUCAUGUUUACUCUAGGUAUCAACCUAAUAUGGCUACUGCAUUAGAGGGUUAUGGUGCUGGGAGCUGCACCAGCCUCUCUGGAUGGCAGUCACAGCAAGGAAACUGGUAUCUCCU
Molecule: messenger RNA, 1409 nt
Organism: Hyaena hyaena (striped hyena)
Lineage: Eukaryota; Metazoa; Chordata; Mammalia; Carnivora; Hyaenidae
Product: tripartite motif-containing protein 5-like
Exons: 7
Coding region: 174-1073 (299 amino acids)
Molecular function (GO): zinc ion binding
Source: RefSeq, a predicted model, not a curated record